ACGCUUUUCUUCCAUCUGGCGCUUAGUUAGAUUGCGGUUCUGCGUAGCGAACCCGUCUCGUUUGUAUUUAUGAGAUCCAUUAGCACAUUUUGAUAAAAAGUGUUCUAAAUAACUUCUAAGUACCUACUUAGUAAAAAUGACAAACCAGGCGCAGUAUGUAACAGCAGCCGUAGCAGUAGCAGGCGUGGUAGGUGGUGCAUACUGCGCUUUCCGCGCGUACCAAGAAAUCCGCAAACCCAAGCUUCCACAAGAGUGGACUCAAGUUGGUACCCUGAAGAACAUGUACGCGUAUCCCGUCAAAUCGUGUGCACCCGUAAUAUUGAACACUGCAGAAUGCACCAUUUUAGGAUUGAGGGAUGGUUGGCUAAGAGAUAGAAUAUUGAUGAUAGUGGAUGAGAAGAAUAAUUUCCUUACAGCUAGAGCUUGUCCUGAGCUGCUUUUAAUAAAGACCAACGUAAGAAAUUCCGUGCUAACGUUGACCCAUGUUGACAUGGAACCUUUGCACGUUAACUUAGCUGAAGUAAAUGCUUUGAAAGAACCAAAGUCUGCGUUUGUGUGGGGCGUAGAAGUACCAGUCCGCGACUGCGGCUGGGAAGCCAGUGAAUGGCUUUCUAGACUAAUCGAUAGAACUACAACCAAUUACCGUUUGGUGUAUUACGCCUCUCAAAACAGUCGCAGCCUGAGAAGCACUACCAACAAAAUCUACAAGUUCACGAAAAAUGAUACGGGCGCGUUACCAGAUGAAGUUCCAUUCAACCUGAUCAACGAAGCUUCAGUAGACGAACUGAACACUCGCUUGUCCGAAUGUCAGGUCACACAUAGAAACUUUAGGCCUAAUUUUGUACUGUCUGGUACAGCCAAGGCCUACGAGGAAGACAACUGGAAGUUUGUUAAAAUCGGAGAAAAUGUAUUCGAAAUAAUCAAACCGUGCACUAGAUGCAUACUGACUACAGUUGACCCAGAAACGGGCGUUCGUAACUCGAAGACCGAACCUUUAGAAACAUUGAAGAGUUACAGGCAGAUUGAAGACCCAUUGGUCCGCAAGACAGCAGGGUCCUCUCCUCGAAUGGGACUGCAAAUGGCGCUACGAUCGGCUCCAGGAGGGGUGGUCUCCAUCAAUGAUCCCAUUUAUGUUGCUUAGGAAAUAACACUGUUCUUAAGUUAAAGAAAAAAUAUUUUAAAGAUACAUACUUUAAAUGAUU
Messenger RNA from Ostrinia furnacalis (Asian corn borer), 1202 nucleotides. RefSeq names its product mitochondrial amidoxime reducing component 2-like. The coding region runs from base 137 to 1141 and encodes 334 amino acids. The record is from RefSeq and is a predicted model, not a curated record. The transcript is spliced from 8 exons. Lineage: Eukaryota; Metazoa; Arthropoda; Insecta; Lepidoptera; Crambidae. Gene Ontology annotation, molecular function: catalytic activity; pyridoxal phosphate binding; molybdenum ion binding.